Messenger RNA from Caenorhabditis angaria, 2937 nucleotides. The record is from the annotation of a GenBank genome assembly. Lineage: Eukaryota; Metazoa; Nematoda; Chromadorea; Rhabditida; Rhabditidae.
AUGCUGGAAAGAUUAGCACUGGAAGAACUAGAUGAUGAAGAAAUUUUCGAAUUUUCUCCGAAAAUUCAAAAUUCGACGGCGAGAACUGAAGAAAGGUUGCAGGUUUUGGCGAAGGUGAGAAAAACCCUUUUUGCACAAAAAAUGCGCCAGCAAAUGGUUUGCUGACGUAAAUUUGGUGCAUUUUGAUACUAAAUGAGGUGAAAAUAUUCAAAAAAAAAUACCAGAUUUGAAAAUCUUGAUUUUCCCGCUAGAACUCACCUACUAUGGCCUAGAAACCCAAAAAAUGGCCUAGAAAACCUCAAAAAAAAAUUUUUGCUAUGUUUUGACCCCGAAAUGUUUCAAUUUAGCGCAACUUCAAAAAAAAAUUCGAUUUAAAAGUUUUUUCGGGCUCCAGAAUUUUAAAUUGCUCUGUGGUGAGUGAAAAUGACAAGUUUUCGCCAUUUUUUCAACGAAAAAAAAACUUUUUUCAUUUUUUUUCCGGAAAUUUUGGCUUCUAGCCAAUUAUUUUUCCAUUUUCGCCCACUUUUUUUUCGAGAAAAAAAAGUUCAAAAGCACUUUUUUCCUUUUUUUUUCUUUAUUUUCUUGAAAAAAAUCGUAAAAACAUCAAUCUUCCGCCACAUUUCACUAGAUUUGUUGUCAUGGAAAAAAAUUCGGCAAAAAUCUCAUUUUAGCUUUGAAAUACCGUGUUUUUCAUGUAGAAUUUGCAAAAUUUCAUUAAAAAUCGAUAAUUUAUCACUAGAGCGCAUUUACUUCCCCGAAUUCAAAAAAAUUAUUGAUUUUGGAGGUGCAAAUGCGCUCUAAUGAGAAAAUAUUGAUUUUUACACUAAAAAACCGUCGAUUAUCAAUAUUUUCUCCAUAGAGCGCAUUUGCUUGCCCGAAUUCAAAAAAGGUUUGCAGAAUUUCAAAAAAAUGACGUCACCCUCCUCAACUAUUGUUCCUGGACCAGGCCGGCCUUUUGGAACGGCCCGACUUACGCCGGGCCGAAAUUCGGACCGGAAAUUGGACGCACCCGAGCCAAUGAUUGGUGAGUUCUGGAUCCAGGCCUAAAAACUAGGCUUCUAGGCCUGAAAAUUUGGGCUUCCCGGAAAAAUGUGAAUGAAUUUUUCCCACAGAAAAUUGGAAUUCUUAAUCAAAUUUUCUGUAGCUAUUUUUCCGGAGCUCAAAUUUCAAUUUCAAUUUGGCAAAAAGUGAAUUUUUCCUUUUUUUUUUUGACUGAAAAAAAACGAAAUUAGUUUUUCAGUCAAAAAUUGGAGAAAACUUGUUUUUUAGCCAAAAAAAGUUUUUCAGCAAAAAAAAAAUUGACUAUUUUCAGCCAUCGCCUUGUCUGAUAUGGAAUAUUUGAUGAGAUCAGCAAGAUCCAGUAAAUCUAGUGGAAGGUGGGUCAAAAAAAUUCAAUUUUUUUUCAAGUUUCAGCACGGAUUUUCAGCCGGAAUCUGAAAUUACUGAAAAUCAUGCUUGUUAGGCUCAUUUUGCGCAGAAUUUCAAGAGCUACAAAAUGAGCCCAAACACGAUUUUCAGAAAAAUUGAAAUUCGGCUGAAAAUCCAGGCUGAAAAAAACUGAGAAUCUCUCACAAAAAUCUUCAAAACUUCAAUGAUCAAACCAAUUUGUUUCCGUUUCUCAAUUUUCUGCCUCAUUUUCUUUCUUUCCCAAUUUUCCUGAAAAAGGUCUCAUUUUCUCAACAAAAAACAAAUAUUUAUAUGAUUUAUAAUACUAGACCCGAUUUUUAUAUUCCUGAAUUUUUGAGUGCUGAAAAUGAUGACAGGUAUUUUUUAGAGCUCAAAAAUGAGCCCAGAAACUUGAAUUUUGGCCAAAAAUCAAUAGUUUAUCAUUGGAGCGCACUUGCCUCUCCGAAUUCGAAAAAAAGGGCUUAAAAUUGAGCACAUUUUCAUGAUUUUUGGCUCAAAAAUCGAUUUUUGCAGAUCCGAACGACAAUCCGGCUGUACAUGUUGCUGUCACAUUGCUGCCGGAGUUACGGUAAUUCCGCGCUGCGCGCGGUUUACUGUAGAAGGCGGAUUAUCCACGCAUACGUUGAUGAAUCAUUCGGAUAGUGAGUUUUGGGGGGAUUUUUGGAGCCUCCAGGCUUUCCGGCUCAAAAAAUGAUUUUUAGGGGCUGUUUUUUGAGCCCAGAAGCCUGGAAGCUCAAAAAUCACAAAAUUUGGCCAAUUUUGAGCUCUGGAGCCUAUUUCCAAGCUUCCGGGCUCAAAAAACAGCCUAAAACCGAUUUUUCGAGCCCGAAAGCCCCAAAAAAACCAAUUUUCAGACCGAAUUGCUCUAAAAAUCACAUGCUCCGACAAUAAUAUGUAUCGAGUUACACCCGUUUAUGCAACCGUUGAAGCUGGACAAAGUCUACCAUUACAUGUAAGCUUUUUUGAGCUCGGGGCCUGAUUUUAACGUGAAAUUUGGUAUUUUUCUAGAAAAAAUGGUCCCCAGAUGUGAAAUAACCCAAAAACAUCAAAUUCCACAUCAAAAUUAGUGCGCGGUCUCAAAAAAUCGCAUUUUCCAUGACUUUCAGGGUCCGCAGGAUAGAAAUAACCCAAUUUUGACGUAAAAUUUGUGAAAAUUAGGUUAUUUUCGUCCUGGGGACCCUGAAAAUCAUGGAAAAUGCGAUUUUUUGAGACCGGGCACUAAUUUUGAUGUGGAUUUUGAUGUUUUUGGGUUAUUUCACAUCUGGGGACCAUUUUUACUUGAAAAAUCCCCGAAUUUUUGCAGAUCGCUCGAAUCAAAAGCGAUUUAAUCAAGAGAGAUCGUCUAUGUGUGAAUAUUUUGGAAGGUGAAGGAUCGAAAGAGGCUCGCGAGAUUUUUAAGGUAAAUUUCGACCCAAAAUCCAUGAUUUUUGCUCAAUUUUCAGCCAAAAAUCUCGAAUUUUCCAGAAAUCCAACAAUCGAUCGGCCACAAUUAAUGUUGCAUUGGAUGUUACUAUGGAAAAUCAAAAAUAA